AUGAAGGAUGGUGGCGAGGACAUCCGACAUAAGCUCGUGGUUAAGACACGGAGCCUUCUGCAAUCUCUGCUCACUCCCCGCGAGCAGAUGGUUCAACACACCUGGGCUGAUCCCGGGCUCAACGCAGCUUUAAUAACCGGUGUUGAUGUUGGACUUUGGAAGCUCAUGGUUAAGAAUGGCGUCGACACCCCUCAAAAGGUUGACAAUCUUGCCGGGCCCCUCGGCAUGGACGCACUUCUUCUUGGUCGUCUGAUGCGCCACGUUUGCGCCAUGGGCCAUCUUGAAGAGGUAGGGCAGGACGAAUAUAAGCUUACAAACUUCACCAAAUCCUUAAGCCUCGAUGUAAUCGGAGACGGCUACGUUGCUUUGCUUGGCGGAAUCGGUCGUAGCCCAAUCGAGUUUUACAAGUUCCUUCGCGAUACCAAAUGGCAAAAUCCCACCGAUGCCGCCCACACAGCGAUGCACGCGUCUUACAACACUGACCUACCAAAUUGCUUCGAAUAUCUCCGUUCUAUUGGCUUGGGCCCCCACACAAAUCACCAUAUCGUCAUCAGAGAUGUCAAAGGUAUCAGCUCCGACAUCAAACUCAUGGACCAUGACUUCUUGACGGAACAGCCUAUCAAAGGGGCAAGAGCUUACUUCAUGCAUUCCAUUCUCCAUGACUGGCCAGAUGACGUGUGCCAGAAGAUUCUGUCUCGCCUUGCGGAUGCAAUGAAGCCCGGAUACAGCAAGCUGCUAAUCUUUGAAUGUGUCAUCCCUCGAACCGGUGCUUACUGGGAAGCCACGGCGGGAGACAUCCUCAUGAUGACGCAGCUCUCGGCUCUGGAGCGUACAGAGGACAACUGGCACCAAUUAAUCGAGGGAAGUGGACUAAACCUCAAGAUCGUCAAAUUCUGGAAGUGUGGACAGUCUGAUGUUGAGAACUUGAUUGAGUGCGAACUAGUUUAG
Messenger RNA from Phaeoacremonium minimum UCRPA7, 948 nucleotides. RefSeq names its product putative o-methyltransferase protein. NCBI's taxonomy places the organism in Eukaryota, Fungi, Ascomycota, Sordariomycetes, Togniniales, Togniniaceae. Gene Ontology annotation, molecular function: O-methyltransferase activity. The record is from RefSeq and is a predicted model, not a curated record. The coding region runs from base 1 to 948 and encodes 315 amino acids. The transcript has 5 exons.